GUUGGACGUGGAGAGGAGGACUACACCCGCCGCCGCCGUCGCUGCCGCCGCGAUCCCGCAUUUGUUUUUUUUUUUUUGCGUUUUCGCUCAUUAACCGCUUACCGCACGAUAGUCGUUGCGCGUGUGUACGAUUUUUUUUCGUCAGCUUGCACGCGCGUGCGUGAGUGUGUGUAGUUUUCUGUCCGCGCACGACGACGACGUAACGCAAACCAGAAAUUCGCGCGACGGCGUUCAGACGUGUCGCGAUUACAGCGACGGUGAACCGGCGUUUGCGUGGCAACGACGAUUUUCGUGUACCGACCGUAGAACCAUUAUAUUUCAUAUUAGUCUAGUGUAGAGUCAUUCGAGUCGGCCCGCGGCCGUUGCAGACUUCAGUAAUAAUAUUACAACGCUUUCAUUAUAAGACGCACGCGACCACACGCAGCACGUACCCGACACGACCGCGACGCCGACCCAAAGACAAAUUUUGCUACCGGUCCAAAAGACAUCACUAACACCACUGCAGCGGAAGCAGCAGGAGGUACUGCCGCCACUGGCGGUAAGUUUGCUGACGUCGUAUGUCUGUCGUGUCAUUAACGACAAAAGCAAAACGACGUAAUAGUUUAAAAGUUAAUAGAUAAAAAUAAUAUGGCCACAAUAGACGGGCGACCCGCCCAAUAUGGGGUGACGUUAAAGCAAUUACGUGAGCUCAUGGAGCACAGAGGACGUGAAGGUAUCGUAAAACUAAACGAACUGGGUGGCGUUCAGGAUGUUUGUAAAAAACUGUACACAUCACCUAGUGAAGGGUUAAGUGGAUCUACAGCCGAUCUGGAGCACAGGAAAGAGACGUUCUCCUCAAAUACCAUACCCCCUAAACCUCCAAAGACAUUCAUGCAACUUGUCUGGGAAGCUUUGCAAGAUGUCACUCUAAUUAUUUUAGAAAUUGCUGCUCUCGUAUCAUUGGGAUUAUCACUUUACAAACCUGCCGACGAAGAAUCAAUGAGUGCAGAAGACGAUGAAGCAAAACAUGGGUGGAUUGAAGGAUUAGCUAUAUUAAUAUCCGUUAUAGUGGUCGUUAUUGUAACAGCGUUUAAUGAUUAUACGAAAGAAAGACAGUUCCGUGGUCUUCAAAACCGUAUUGAAGGUGAACACAGAUUUAAUGUCAUCAGGCAUGGCGAAUUGCAACAAAUUUCCGUAGGAGAAAUAGUAGUUGGUGACAUUUGCCAGAUUAAAUACGGAGAUUUGCUACCAGCUGAUGGUGUGCUAAUUCAAAGUAACGAUUUGAAAGUUGAUGAAUCUUCAUUAACUGGAGAGUCAGACCACGUCAAAAAAGGAGAACAGUUCGAUCCCAUGGUCUUAUCAGGAACCCAUGUAAUGGAAGGCAGUGGAAAAAUGUUGGUCACUGCAGUAGGUAUAAAUUCUCAGGCUGGAAUAAUAUUCACACUCUUAGGUGCAGCAGUAGAUCAACAAGAGGAAGAAAUGAAGAAACAACGGAAAGAAGCCAAAAAACUAAAGACAAAGAAGAGCUUAACUGAUGAAGUACCACCUACUAUCAACAGCCAUGCCACUGAUAUCGGUAUGAAACAAAUGGAUAAAGGAGGUGAAACAGAUGAUGAUGCUGCCGCAGGUGGAGGACAAUCUGGUGAGUCGGAAGAACCAGCAAAAAAAGACAAGUCUGUGUUGCAAGCUAAACUCACAAAGUUGGCCAUUCAAAUUGGAUAUGCUGGAUCAACGAUUGCCGUACUCACCGUGCUUAUAUUAGUAAUUCAAUUUUGUAUCCAUACAUUUGUCAUACAACAAAAACAGUGGAAGAACCAUUACGCGGGUGAAUUUGUUCGCCACCUUAUUAUUGGUGUCACUGUCUUGGUAGUGGCUGUUCCUGAAGGACUUCCUCUCGCUGUUACUCUGUCUUUAGCAUACUCUGUCAAGAAAAUGAUGAAAGAUAACAAUUUGGUAAGACAUUUGGACGCUUGUGAAACUAUGGGUAAUGCCACUGCCAUUUGCUCUGAUAAGACCGGUACACUAACAACAAACCGAAUGACAGUUGUCCAGUCUUACAUCUGUGAAGUUCUCAGUAAAACAAUGCCACAAUUUGCAUCCAUACCAUCGAAUGUUGGAAACUUAUUAGUGCAAGCAAUAUCUAUUAAUUCAGCGUAUACGUCUAAAAUUAUGCCACCCGACGAUCCAACCAGUGAACUACCUAAACAAGUUGGUAACAAAACCGAGUGUGCACUUCUAGGAUUUAUUCUUGCUCUCGGUAAAAAUUAUCAAACAUGGCGUGAUGAUAUACCCGAAGAAAUGUUAACACGUGUGUAUACAUUUAACUCUGUGCGGAAGUCCAUGAGUACAGUCAUUCCAAGAGAAGGUGGUGGAUACAGAUUAUUUACUAAAGGUGCCUCUGAAAUCGUACUAAAAAAAUGUUCGUAUAUCUACGGUCGCGAUGGUCGAUUGGAAAAAUUCACUCGUGAAAUGCAAGAUCGUUUGGUGAGGAAUGUUAUUGAACCUAUGGCUUCUGAUGGCCUUCGUACUAUUUCUGUUGCGUACAAAGAUUUCAUACCUGGAAAAACUGAUUCACCCAACCAAGUGCAUUAUGAAGGGGAACCCGAUUGGGAAAGCGAAGACAGUAUAGUGUGCGACCUCACUGCACUGUGUGUUGUGGGAAUUGAAGAUCCCGUUCGACCGGAGGUGCCUGAAGCUAUUAGAAAAUGUCAGCGAGCUGGUAUUACUGUACGUAUGGUUACCGGAGAUAAUGUGAACACAGCCCGAUCAAUUGCCACCAAGUGUGGUAUAUAUAAAACUGGAGAAGACUGGCUUGUAUUGGAAGGCAAAGAAUUCAAUCAACGAAUUCGUGAUGCUAAUGGCGAUGUUCAACAGCAUUUAUUGGAUAAAGUGUGGCCUAAAUUGAGAGUAUUGGCUAGGUCAUCGCCAACAGAUAAAUACACAUUGGUAAAGGGUAUUAUUGACAGUAAAGUGAGUGAUAGUCGGGAGGUAGUGGCAGUAACCGGUGACGGUACCAAUGAUGGUCCUGCAUUGAAAAAAGCUGACGUUGGAUUUGCCAUGGGUAUUGCUGGAACAGAUGUAGCUAAAGAAGCUUCAGAUAUUAUUUUGACAGAUGACAACUUCAGUAGUAUUGUUAAAGCAGUAAUGUGGGGUCGUAAUGUGUACGACAGCAUUGCUAAAUUUUUACAGUUCCAGUUGACCGUAAAUGUGGUAGCCGUUAUUGUAGCAUUUAUAGGAGCAUGCGCCGUCCAAGACAGUCCGCUAAAGGCUGUUCAAAUGUUGUGGGUAAACUUGAUUAUGGACACGCUGGCCUCGUUGGCGUUGGCCACUGAGCUGCCCACUUCCGACUUGCUGUUGCGAAAACCGUACGGUCGUACGAAGCCUCUGAUAUCGCGCACCAUGAUGAAAAACAUCAUUGGCCAGGCCGUCUAUCAAUUGACGGUUAUCUUCUCACUGUUGUUCGCCGGCGAUAAGAUGCUGGACAUACCUACAGGCCGUGGAGCUGAAUUCGGCUCGGAGCCCACGCAACAUUUCACCGUCAUCUUCAACACUUUUGUCAUGAUGACGCUAUUCAAUGAGAUCAAUGCUCGUAAAAUCCAUGGUCAGCGUAACGUGUUCCAGGGAUUCUUCACCAACCCGAUAUUCUACAGCAUAUGGAUCGGCACCGUGCUGUCACAAGUGUUCAUCAUCCAGUACGGCAAGGACGCUUUCAGCACCAAGAGCCUCACGCUGGAGCAGUGGAUGUGGUGCUUGUUGUUCGGGUUCGGCACCCUGCUGUGGGGUCAGAUAGUCACCACUGUGCCUACCCGCAAAAUCCCGAAACUUCUGUCAUGGGGACGCGGACAUCCAGAGGAGUACACCAACGCUAUAAAUCUAGGUGAAGAGAACAGAUACGAUCCCGAUUCCGGGCAAAAGCCGCGGGCCGGCCAGAUCCUGUGGAUCCGUGGACUGACCAGGCUACAGACUCAGGUGAUAGGCGGUGAAUUGCAAGAACGUUUGAUUCCGGUCCCAUACAGCAAGAGCUCCACUGACCAAGCUAUACGAGUGGUUAACGCUUUCCGGCAGGGUCUGGACGCACGUUACGGCGAGUCGCUGGCCGAAGUGUUGCGCAAACAGCCGUGCUUCAGCAAGAGACUGUCUGCGGCGACGGGCGGCGGCGGCGGAUCGUCAUCCAAAACCGGCGGAGGCGGUGGCACCGGCACCGGCGGAUCCAUCGAAUACGCUGACAGCGACAAUGCGAUUGGCGUCCCUCACAUCGACGUCGAACGUCUUUCGUCGCACAGCCACACGGAAACGGCCGUGUAAAUCAUUUUUAUUACUAAUUAUUAUUAUUAUUAUUUUACUUUUUCUUUUCGUCGCGCGAAAAACACGACAUUUAUACUUUAUAUACAUUAUAAUAUCGACUCGUUCGUCCCCCCCCCCUCCCGUGACAUACCACACACGAGCUUUUCGACGUUUCUUGUAGUGAGUUUUUCGUUUUUUUUUCACAGUCGGUACAUAAUAAUAUAAUUAUAUAUCUACCGUCGAGCAGUUAACAUUUUUUUAUUUCCCUUUUCGUUUUGUUUAAGACAUACAACCUACUUGAGCGUCAGUAAACAUUUUAUUUUCAUCGAAAUAAUAUUAUAAGUCUAGCCCUCCGGAUCCGGCCUCGUCGCGGGAUAGACCACCUCUCCAUAACUUCCUUCCGUUCCACUGCUGAAUAUUAAUAAUAAAAAUAAAUAAAAUACUAAAUAAAGUAGGCACGCCAACAAACGCGGUUGUUGUUUAAUAAUUAAUAUUCACAUCACCUAUAUUUAUAUAAUGCGAUGGUAUAUUAUAUGCGUGUUGUAUAUUCAUUAUAAAAUGUACGUAUUGCUAAUAUUUUAAUUUCAACUAAAAACUCGUCACGUGCCUUAUACAAACAACAAUAGUUAUUGAAUAUUAUUGAAAUAUUAAACGUAUUACGUAAAUUUAUUAUUAUAUACACGUAUUAUAUUAUUAUUAUCGUCACGUUAUAUAUUAAUAUAUUAUAUUUUCCGCGCGUCGCCGAAAUAUUGGACCGGUGUAGGAGGGUUAGCUUAUAUUGUUAACUCGUCAUAUACCUAUAUAGUUGUAUCGUGAACGCGGAUAAUAAACAAUUUAUUUAAAUCAAACCAAUUAUUUUACCAUUCCGAAUUGUCCGUCAUCGUUUAUUAUGUUAUUAUUAUUGUAUCGAUCAAGCGUUUGAACUCUCUCGUGUGUACAUCGCAAAGUGCAAAAUAAAAAAGAACCAAAUUCCGUACGGUGAUAUAAUUUUAAUAUUUUACUCUUUAUUCCCCCCACGCCCUUCUUGACUCAAUUCAACUUUAAUAUAUAUAUUACGUUAAGUGUGUUGUGUGUUCCUUUCGCUAAUUCUCGUAUAUGGCAUUACCUACCAAAGCAUCGU
This is a messenger RNA of Acyrthosiphon pisum (pea aphid), 5383 nucleotides long. RefSeq names its product plasma membrane calcium-transporting ATPase 3 (gene PMCA). NCBI's taxonomy places the organism in Eukaryota, Metazoa, Arthropoda, Insecta, Hemiptera, Aphididae. The record is from RefSeq and is a predicted model, not a curated record. The transcript has 17 exons. Gene Ontology annotation, cellular component: intracellular membrane-bounded organelle; plasma membrane. The coding region runs from base 628 to 4284 and encodes 1218 amino acids. Gene Ontology annotation, molecular function: P-type calcium transporter activity; ATP hydrolysis activity; ATP binding. Gene Ontology annotation, biological process: calcium ion transmembrane transport; regulation of cytosolic calcium ion concentration.